AUGUUGCGAGCUUGUGCAAUUGAUUUUGGAGGUAAUUGGGAUGAAUAUCUACCUCUUGUGGAAUUCGCGUACAACAAUAGUUAUCAAGCAAGUAUCCAAAUGGCUUCGUAUGAAGGACUUCAUGGGAGGCAUUGUAGAUCUCCAAUUGGGUGGUUUGAACCUACUGAAGUAGAACUAUUGGUUCCCGACUCAGUUCACGAAAUAAUAGAGAAGGUGAACCUCAUUGUGCAACGACUAAAGACAGCUCAGAGCCAACAGAAGUCUUAUACGGACAUGAGGCAUCGUGAGCUAGAGUUUUCUAUUGGUGACAAGAUUGUUAGGAGAACUGGGAAGGUGGUUUAUAAGUUGAAGUUACCAUCUGAGAUGGCCAUGGUGCAUCCUGUGUUUCACAUUUCGAUGUUGAGGUUGUAUAAACCUGAUCCUUCUCAUGUCUUGACUCAUGAAGAGAUUGAAAUCAAUGAAGUGUUGUCCUAUAAAGAAGAACCAGUGCAGAUCUUGGAUCGACAAGUUAGGAGGUUGAGAACAAAAUAUGUAGCUUCAGUUAAAGUCCUGUGGCGAAAUCAUAAUACCGAAGAAGAGAAUUGGGAAGCAGAGGAGGACAUAAAAAAGAGAUACCCUCACUUAUUCCCUAUUUCAGGCUUGUCUGGUGUGGUUGUGGGAGUCUCUGUAAGGACCACAUGGUUAUUGUUACAGUAUUAUAUGAGUUUUGUUCGAGAUAGCUUGCAAUGCAAAGGAAUAAUAGCAAGAAUUUUGAAGACUUAA
This is a messenger RNA of Lycium ferocissimum, 762 nucleotides long. RefSeq lists its product as uncharacterized. Gene Ontology annotation, molecular function: nucleic acid binding. The coding region runs from base 1 to 762 and encodes 253 amino acids. The record is from RefSeq and is a predicted model, not a curated record. Lineage: Eukaryota; Viridiplantae; Streptophyta; Magnoliopsida; Solanales; Solanaceae. The transcript is spliced from 3 exons.